GACAGAUUAAACGAUCGCUAGCCUUCACUGAGAGAUCAGAAGUUUCUGCACUUUGGUACAGACAGGUCUUAUCUGGACGUCCAGGCUGAGAUAUGAUUCUCUGCUCCAGGCCAGGGGCUUGCUGUGCUUUGGCCCUCCUGGCAUUUUUGGCUCACUGUGCGACAGCAGUGCAGAGGCACUACUAUAUUGCUGCAGUUAAUAUUAACUGGGAUUACAGCGCUGUUGGAAAUGAAAGAGUUGGUCCCACUUAUAAGAAGACUGUAUACAGGGAGUAUGAACCGGGUUUCAAACAGGCCAAGACUCAUCCCUCUUGGUCAGGGCUGCUGGGACCCACUCUGCGGGGUCAAAAUGGUGACACCAUCGUCGUCACGUUUAAAAACAUGGCAGACCGUCCCUGUAGCAUCCACCCCCAUGGCAUUGCUUAUGGAAAACAGUCAGAGGGGUCUUUGUACUUUGACAACACCUCCGAAUUUGAAAAAGAGGAUGAUGUCAUUGAUCCUGAUGAAGAACACACAUACUCCUGGGAAGUGACUCCUGAUGUGACCCCAAAAGCUACAGACCCCCCCUGUGUCACCUAUAUGUAUUUCUCCCACGUAGACUUUGUCAAAGACUAUAACACAGGCCUGAUUGGCACACUGCUGAUCUGCAAGAACGGCAGCCUCGAUGACUCUGGAAAUCAGGUCCAUUUUCACCAAGAGUUUGUGCUGCUGUUUGGAGUGUUCGACGAGAACAAUAGUUGGUACAGCAAAAGAGGCACACCACUUGAAAAGAAUGUGAAAUAUACCAUAAAUGGAUACACUAAUGGAGAUGUUCCUGAUUUAAGUGUAUGUGCACAUUCCAAAAUAACCUGGCACUUCCUGGGUAUGAGCUCUGAGCCAGAGCUUUUCUCUGUGCACUUAAAUGGGCAAGUUCUACAGCAAGGUGGGCACAAAGUGUCUUCAGUUGGCAUUAUCAGCGGCACAGCCACUAGCGCAGACAUGGUAGCAAUCCAUGAGGGACGCUGGCUUCUCUCAUCUCACAUCAGCAAACACUUAGAAGCUGGAAUGCAUGGCUUCUUGACCAUUAAUAUGUGUGAGGAGUUUACUGCACCAAAGCGAGAGAUCACCAUCCAGCAAUCACGAGAAAGCCAGGAAUGGACUUACUACAUAGCAGCGGAGGAGAUCAUCUGGGAUUAUGCUCCAAAUAUGCCAGAUAAUGUGGACGGGGAUUUCCGGUCCACAUAUUUAAGACAGAGUGCGGAACGAAUAGGUAAGAAAUAUAAAAAGGCAGUGUUCACACAGUAUAAGGACGAGUCAUUUAAGGAAAGGGCAGAGAACAAGCAGAGGAAGAAGGAGGUGGGAAUUCUUGGCCCUGUGAUUAGAGCUCAGAUCCGUGACAUAAUUACGAUUGUGUUUAAAAACAAAGCAUCGCGUCCAUACAGCAUCUAUCCUCAUGGACUGACCAUUGAUAAAACAGCAGAGGGAGCCAACUACCCAGAGGGAGGGAACCAAAGCCAUGCGGUACAACCAGGAGAGACCCACACAUAUGUUUGGCGAGUCAUUGUGGAGGAUGAGCCUUUGCAAAAUGACUCCAGGUGUCUCACCAGGAUGUACCACAGCGCAGUGAAUACUCCACGAGACAUUGCCUCUGGCCUCAUUGGACCGCUGCUUAUCUGCAAGAGCCAGUCCCUCAACACCAGGAACGUCCAGCUCAGGGCUGACAAGGAGCAACAUGCAAUGUUUGCAGUUUUUGAUGAGAACAAGAGUUGGUAUCUGGAUGAAAAUAUCAAUACCUACUGUGAAGACCCAAAGAGAGUAAAAAAAGAUGACACAGACUUCUAUAAAUCAAAUGUUAUGCACACAAUCAAUGGCUAUGUGUAUGAAAGUGGCCAAGUCCUGGGGUUCUGCAAUGGUGAGAUCGUAACUUGGCAUGUGUCAAGUGUUGGGGAGCAAGAUGGCAUCCAGACUGCCACCUUUUAUGGCCACACAUUUGAGCUGAACAACAGAGAAGAAGAUAUUCUCAGUCUGUUUCCCAUGACAGGAGAGACCAUCUCCAUGAAAAUGGCUAACGACGGAAUCUGGCUACUGGCAUCCCUGAACACACAUGAGACCACCAAAGGAGUGAGACUGAAAUUUAAGGAUGUUGAAUGCUUUAGAGAUUAUGUAGCAGAAAAUGAUUACAGUGCUGAGGAAGAAGCAUAUGGUACUGAAACAGAUACCUAUGUCCAAUGGGUACCUAUAAAUGAGACAGAGGCAAUCAAAGAGAAAACUAAAUCACUGCCAAUUAAAAAUCAGCCUGUCGAUAAAGAGACAGACAUUUAUGCAGAUAUGCUUGGUCUGAGGACGUUUAGUAACCCAGGAAACAGUACAAAUGAUAUGGAAAAACUGGAUCUUACAUUCUUCGACCAUGAUGAGGGUGUGCUGCUUGAAGACAGUAGUCCUAGCCUCACUGACAAGAUCCAAAACACUACCAAUCCUGAGCUAGAACAUUCCAAACUGAACCAAUCUGAAGUCAUAUUAUCAGAAGAGGGUUUUGAUGACAAGAGCAUUACAAGUGAGGGUGUCCAAAAUGAGACAUUGCUCAGGGUCACUGUUGAGUCAGCUGAUGAUAUAAGGCUAAACAACUCUAAUGAACCUACCAGUUCUCCAGUACUGCCAAUAAGCAAUGAACCUACCAGUUUCACCUAUAAUUCCAGUAACAUCCCAUUUCCACAGGAUGAGGAUGGAAAAAUCACAUCAGAAAUUAGUUACAGUGCAUCAGCAAUGGCAACAGAGGUGAAGCAAUUACUAUCAAACCAAACCUACAAGCAUAGAGAGAUUGCGACAGAGCCACAGACAGUGGAGUUGUCAAUGGUUAGCACCAUGGAGGUAGAAGAAGUUCUUGACAAAUCAAGAGAUGUCUUCAUUUACAGUGUUCAUGCUGCUAAAUCACCUGUCAAAGAGGUGGAAGAAUUUGUGCUACUGGCUGGUGGUGACAAAGUGGAAACUAUAAAAGAUGAGCAUGUAGCUGAGUACAGUAUCUCACCUCCAGGGCUUCCCAACAAUAACACUCUGGAGCUGCAGGGCAACAUGACUCAGAACAUCACAGACCAGGAGGACCAACAGUUAAACAACACUGAAGUGAGCUCCAAAUUAGUGAAUGGAACAGAUCAAGACUUAAAUACCAUGCAAGUUGACUCAGACUUUCCUUUAGAGGAGGUUCAAGAAUUAAAUACCACCCACUUGGAGUCAGAAUUCAAAAACGAAGAAGUUCAAAAAUUCAACAGCACCCAAGUGGACUUUCCACUCGAGGAGUUUCAGAAAUUAAAUGCCACACAAUUGGAGUCAGGCUUUGAAAAGGAUGAAGCCCAACAAUACAAUACCACCCAAGUGGAUUCAGAAUUUCCACUGGAGGAGUUUCAAGAAUUAAAAAGUUCCCGGGUGGAUUCAGCUGAGGUAGCUCAAGAGUUCAAUAGCACUCAAGAAGACUCAAAUACCACCUUGCCUAAUUCUGGCGCAUUCUUUUUAAGUGAGGACAGAAAUAGUACAAAUUCAUCUGAGGAUAUGAAAUCAUCUGAGUUGGGGUCCUUCGCUGACUUUGCACACAAUGAAACAACACUUGAAGUUAAGAAGCUCUGGAGCAAAUCAGAGGAACUCAGCUCACAAAGCCUGGAGAAUACUUCCCUUUCUAAUGGCAGUUUCACCUCUUCGUCUUCACAGAACUUUUCAAACGGCACACUGGGUAAUGGUUCAGAUGUUGGAGAAGGCAGCUUCCCCCCCACUGACACCUUAGUGCCAAACAGCAGCUCAGGCAAGGACAUGCCAGAGACUGAAGAGAGCCAUGAAGAAGUGUUGAUCUAUCUGCAGAACAGCAACAACUCUGAAGUCAUCCUCACCAGCCCUCUGGACCCACAAGCAAAGAACUGGGGCUACGAGGGCAAACAUGAGCUAGUGCCAAUGGAGGUCCCUGAUCACAUCAGAAAAUACAUCACAGAUGAACCAGAGGUACAACCUAAUAAGUCAAGCAAUGCAAAGGAAGAGAAAAAGAUAGUUCUAAAAAGAGUGGUACCAGUAAAAGGGUCUGGCAUGAAGACAAAAAAGAGAAUAGAUUAUAAACCGCAGCCUCGCAGUGCCCUUUCUCCACGAACCUUUUCUCCACGGGGCUUCGCUCCAUCUGAGUUAACUCCAAGAGGUCCCAAGCCUGCCUCUAGUGAGGAAAUACUUGAAAAACACAUAGUAAUAGGAGUCCCAAGGAAAGACUUCAACGACUAUGAACUUUAUGCUCCCAAACACGGUCAGGAUUAUGAUUUUGACAGCAUCACAGAUCAUACCGAGGAGUAUGAAUAUGUUGAGUACAAAGACCCAUAUAGAAAACAAGGAGACAUACAAGGUGUUGAGCUUGAUGAAGCAUCAAAAUAUUCCUUGCAAAUGGCUGGCAGCAAGGCCAGGGCCUACUACAUUACUGCUGAGGAAGUUGACUGGGAUUAUGCAGGCUAUGGACAAAGGAGGGAAUAUAAAACCUCUCAACAGAGGCCCACACGGUUCAAGAAAGUAGUGUUCAGGGAGUACUUAGACAUUUCCUUCACCACUCCCUACGUUCGAGGAGAAGUGGAAGAGCAUCUGGGGAUCCUGGGCCCAGUCAUUAAGGCUGAAGUUGAUGAAACCAUAUUUAUAGUGUUCAGGAAUCUCGCAAGCCGUCCAUACUCCCUGCAUGCAAAUGGGGUGUCAUAUGGGAAAAAUAUGGAGGGACUGAAGUAUGAAGAUGAAUCACCUUACUGGUACCGGCAGGAUGAUGUAGUUCAACCCAACACAACCUUUUUCUACAUGUGGACAGUAAACUCCAAAGUAGGGCCACUACAAAGUGAAUCUGACUGUCGGAUAUGGGCCUACUACUCUGGAGUGAACCCUGAGCGAGAUAUACAUUCUGGGCUGAUUGGGCCUCUUCUGGUCUGUCGAAAGGGGACCCUGAAUAAAAAUCCCAUAAACACAAGGGACUUCAUGUUACUCUUUAUGACAUUUGAUGAGACCAAAAGCUGGUACUAUGAGACGAACCGAGCAAAUCUUGAGAAGACUAACAGAAAAGCUGUCUUGGACCCAGAAUUCAACAACAAUAUCAAAUUUCAUGCUAUCAAUGGAAUUAUAUAUAGUCUAAAAGGACUCCGCAUGUAUACUAAACAGCUGGUAAAGUGGCAUCUUAUAAACAUGGGCUCUCCAAAAGACUUCCACAGUAUUCACUUUCAUGGCCAAACCUUCCUGAACAAACACACGCGUGACCAGCGUCAGGGAGUCUAUCCACUUUUACCAGGAGGCUUUGCCACUCUGGAGAUGGAGCCCUCAAAGCCAGGCUUGUGGCUGCUGGAGUCUGAGAUUGGAAUCUCUCAGCAGAUGGGGAUGCAGACUCUGUUUUUAGUGUUGGACAAUGUAUGUGAACACCCUCUUGGUCUUAUUUCUGGGGCUGUGAAAGACAGCCAAAUAACAGCAUCUGACAGCAGAAGCUAUUGGCUGCCUAGUUUGGCCAGACUUCACAAUACAGGAAAAUACAAUGCAUGGAGUACAACAUCGAAAGAUCCAUGGAUUCAGGUGGACUUCCAGAGACCAGUGGUGGUCAGUAAAGUGGCCACCCAGGGAGCCAAGCAGCUCUUCAGCUCUCACUUUGUCUUAAACUAUACCAUCUCCUACAGCACAGACCGCAAGAGGUGGAUUUACUACAAAGGUGACAGCAAACUGUCCAGAAAGACUUUUGAAGGUAACAGGGAAGCCCAUGAGGUGAAGGAGAAUAUAUUCUUCCCACCCAUAAUCGGACGUUUUAUGAGGCUUCACCCUUCUCAUUCAUACAAUUAUCCGACUGUCCGCAUGGAAUUCUACGGCUGUGAGUUAGAUGGGUGUUCUGUGCCACUGGGAAUGCAGAGUGGACAAAUCAAUGACCAUCAGAUCACAGCCAGUUCUGUUGCCUCCAACUGGUACUCAGGGUCUUGGAACCCUUGGUUUGCCCGCCUAGAUAAACAAGGGGCCGUCAAUGCAUGGCAAGCCAAGAGCAAUGACAUGCAGCCAUGGCUCCUGAUUGAACUGAAAGAGGUCAAGAAGAUCACAGGAAUCGUGACCCAGGGAGCAAAGUCACUUGGUAAAGAGAUGUUUAUAACAACGUAUGUGUUGGAGUACAGUGAUGAUGGCAAGAAAUGGACCAAGUACACAGAUGAUCAGGACUAUGAGCAGAAGACAUUCACGGGAAACUCAGAUACCAAUGGGCACAUGAAAAAUUAUAUCUACCCCCCAAUAUUCUCCAAAUUUAUCAGGAUUAUUCCUAGGGGAUGGCAGGGCUCCGUCACCAUGAGGGUUGAGCUGCUUGGGUGUGAUUUUGAAUGAUAUACAGUGCCAUUUUACCCUUGAGUGCUGUUGUUGAAGCAAGACAGGACGAAGAACUCCACAGCUUUGGACAUUUAUUUUCUAUAUUUGUAUUAUUAUUGUAUUAUUUGUCCCUCGUAAUUCUGCAUUAAAAUGAUCUGCGUGA
Pygocentrus nattereri (red-bellied piranha) is the source of this 6465-nucleotide messenger RNA. It is a transcript of the gene f5, whose product is annotated as coagulation factor V. Gene Ontology annotation, molecular function: copper ion binding; oxidoreductase activity. Bases 93 to 6320 code for a protein of 2075 amino acids. The record is from RefSeq and is a predicted model, not a curated record. The transcript has 25 exons. Lineage: Eukaryota; Metazoa; Chordata; Actinopteri; Characiformes; Serrasalmidae.